This is a messenger RNA of Eruca vesicaria subsp. sativa (arugula), 759 nucleotides long. The record is from the annotation of a GenBank genome assembly. NCBI's taxonomy places the organism in Eukaryota, Viridiplantae, Streptophyta, Magnoliopsida, Brassicales, Brassicaceae.
UCUCUCUGUAUUUCUCAAGCAAAUAGAAUCUCUUCAAUCCAAUUCAUGUCGAUGAUGAGUAUUCAAGGCCAGGUUCUUGAGGUCACUGUUGUUGGAUGCCAGAAACUAAAAGACACUGAAUGGUUUUCGAGGCAAGACCCAUAUGUUGUCCUCGAGUAUAGCAGCACAAGGCACCGUACAAGAACAUGCACAGAUGGUGGAAAGAACGCAGUGUUCCAAGAGAAGUUUAUGUUCACUAUGCUUGAAGGUCUUAGGGAUCUUAAGGUAGUUGUAUGGAAUAGCAACACACUCUCCACUGAUGACUUCAUUGGGAAUGCUACGAUUAAAUUGCAGAAGGCUCUUUCUGAAGGAUACGACGACUGUACCUGGACUCUGCAGAGUAAAAAUGGGAGAUAUGCGGGAGAAGUAAGACUCAUACUGCAUUAUGCAGCCGCAAAGAAACAAAAUUAUGGUUCUGCGCAUUUAGCAUCACCGUAUGCGCCUCAAGUACCUCACUACUCAGCACCAUACUCUGGACCAUCUCUGUACCCACAAGUACAAUACUCUCAGCCGCAAUCAGCUUACCCACCAGCUUCAGCUUAUCCUCCUCAACCUUCUGCCUAUCCUCCUUCCUCAGCCUCGGCUUACCCUCCUGCCCCUGCAGCUUACCCUCCUGGUCCUUCAGGUUAUCCUCCACCAUCCUCAACUUACCCUCCUCAACAAUCACCAUAUUACCCACAAGGUUCCUAUCCAGGACAAUACCCGCCUCCUCCGUACUAA